This is a messenger RNA of Cyprinodon tularosa, 1027 nucleotides long. It is a transcript of the gene grcc10, whose product is annotated as gene rich cluster, C10 gene. The transcript is spliced from 4 exons. The record is from RefSeq and is a predicted model, not a curated record. Lineage: Eukaryota; Metazoa; Chordata; Actinopteri; Cyprinodontiformes; Cyprinodontidae. Bases 136 to 504 code for a protein of 122 amino acids. Gene Ontology annotation, biological process: post-embryonic development.
GUACUACGUGUUCUAUCAUAAAAAAGGAGGUAUUGUCGCCAACUGUCGUAAAGCGUCGGUUUACGGGAUUUUUCGAUAUUUCCUUGGGGUUGUUUGUUGCUAGCUUUCAGGUUUGGUGUCUUCAUCAGUGACAUCAUGGCCUCUGCUCCAGCUCAGCAACCCACCCUGACCGCUGAACAGACCCGAUUGGUGUUGAGUGAGGUGAUCCAGGCCUUUUCAGUGCCAGAGAAUGCUGCACGAAUGGAGGAGGCUCGGGAAAGCGCCUGUAACGACAUGGGAAAGAUGCUGCAGCUCGUGCUUCCUGUGGCCACUCAGAUUCAGCAGGAAGUGAUCAAAGCAUAUGGAUUCAACAAUGAAGGAGAAGGCGUCCUUAAAUUUGCUCGACUGGUGAAAAUGUAUGAAACCCAGGACCCUGAAAUUGCAGCCAUGUCUGCAAAACUGAAGUCUCUCCUCCUGCCGCCGUUGUCAACACCCCCUAUAGGAGGCGCCAUUCCUGCUUCAUAGGAUUUAGUCUUGACCAGGUCUAAUUCAGGGGUGCUUUAUUUUUAUGCUUUGCAAUUCCUUAUGCCAUUAUGUAUUUAAGGUCCAAUUUUUGUAUGUAAUAUGUUUGAUACCACUAAUGUUUUUAAAAAAAGUAUUCAUUCAAUGCUUCUUGCAAACCCUUGAAAUAUUUCCUCACACAUUGUAUUUGUUACAUGUAACACUAUAUCCACUUUAUUCCACUGAAACAUUUACUUUAAUGCCAUCUUUUUUUUAAAUAACUUUAUAUGCUGUCAGAUGUUUUCAUUAUACUGUAGAAUUAAAUAUUCAGUUUUUCUGAUGUGUAUUUUAUGAAGUGUGGGAGAAAAAAAACUAUGGUAUAGAUACUUUAUUAUUUCUUCAAGUCUUUAAAUCACACUUACAUUUUAAAAACAUUUACAUUCAUACAUUUCAUUAGACAAUGUUUUCCAGGAUAAAAUCUUAUACAUCUGCUUCCUGUUUGAAUAAAUGAAGACAAUGCAGUGCAUAAUAAAACAGGAUAAAGUGA